AUGUCUUCUCAAAGAGUUCCUAUCACCUCGUCUUCCCUUCAAAGCUUGAAUAACCAAUCCCUGUUGCGCGGUAACAACGCUUGCAUCACAAGCACAUCUUCCCAUUUCCGUAAUGGGAGAUCCCAAUCCCCUGUACCAAACAGAGGUGGUUCGGACGGGGGUUUAUCCCAACAGGGUACCAGGUCACCCACCCCCUCCCGCGAGGAUGUCAAUCGUACCCAAGAGCCCAGGGCCGCGGAAAUCUUAUCUCGACCUUUGUCUACUGGCGAGUUGGCCUUUUUUGACACCAUGGCCACCAAUGCCCGCUUGGAUACCGCUCAUCGCGGCUACGCCCAAUUUCACGCAGAGGUUUACGGUAACAUGAGGCAACACAUUGCUCUGUCCGUUGGUCUAGCAAGCUGCGUGUUCAAUGUAUCCAAUCUGUCCACCAGAAUUGAUCGUCUUUCUGGAAAGCUUGACACGCUCAUUGGCCUGGUGGAAACUCAAAACCAAACCUUGUCUCAAAACCGAUUAAAUGUGCCAAGUGGUACUGCUUCCGUGCCUUGGACUUGCUCACCCGAACUUCAUGUGGGGUUGAUUAUCUUAUUUUGCUUCCCAUCACCAAAUAUCUAUCAUCUGACCAUUUCUACUCUAUCGCAGGAAAUGAUCAAUGAGUUAGCCACAAAGCUCAUUCGUUUACCCAAUCUCGAGUCUUACACAGCAUUGGAGAUGAACAACAUAGUGAUCGCUCGCUCCCUAUUCAACACAAUCAAAACCAGGAUCAAUCAACAAAACACGAGCUGGUUAGAUCAACAUCUCCCAGCGCGUGUUCAAGGUGUUCAUGACACUGUUGGCACCAGAGCUUAUGCCACCUGCAUUAAAAACGCAUGCAAACAUUCUCGCGAACAAUUGCAUUACUUGCUGUUGACUGGUAUUCAUGAUCCGAAGACUGGGGAAGUACUGGACACCCCUGUUCCUACCAUUAAGACUCUUUGGCAUCGAAUUCCCCAACCCGUGCACGGAUCGCGUAUCUGGGGAUCGAGCUCUAUAUGGGCCUGCGCCGACAAACACCUCAACAGCUUGCGCGCCAAGGGAAAUGACUUCACUGUCAUGUUUUACAAAAUUGUGUACAACCAAGAUUUAGAAGUUUUCAAUGGCAGGAACUUUUUCAGUGAUCUCAGAGAAAAUUGCGAAUUCAAGUUGCCAUCCGAUGAGGUGGUUCAAACUGCCAUUGAUGAAGAAUAA
This is a messenger RNA of Melampsora larici-populina 98AG31, 1224 nucleotides long. RefSeq lists its product as uncharacterized. The coding region runs from base 1 to 1224 and encodes 407 amino acids. The record is from RefSeq and is a predicted model, not a curated record. The transcript is spliced from 7 exons. NCBI's taxonomy places the organism in Eukaryota, Fungi, Basidiomycota, Pucciniomycetes, Pucciniales, Melampsoraceae.